AUGGCCCGAAUGCCCAUCGCCGGCUAUGUCUCCAUGAAAGAUGGUGGAGCAGUUCUUCAUCUUUCACCCGUUCGCCUAGCGGAAUCAUCGCGCGAAGACCCUUCUCCUCCAACCUCUUCACCGUGGGACUCCAACUCCCGCCAGGACGACGUCAUUUUGAGCGCUGUGAACGACCAACGGGUCGCCGAGAUUGGACGCAAGACGCUACUACCAGGCUCUUGCGUCUUGCGUGUCCUUGCUCAAGAGAAGCGUCAAUGGUCAAAGGAUGCACCGGACAACUCACCGGCGCUUGCGAUUGCAGAUGCUGUGCCCAAUGACGACACGAAACAUGUGGAACCCAGCGGCAACGGCGACCCGAGUGAGAACAACAACCAGGAGCCCAACAACGACGAUGCGGAGGAUAAGGAUGAUCAAGCACCCGACGAUUCGGAGGAAAGUUCCAGCUCUUCAUCUUCCUCCUCGGAUAGUUCCGCUACGAAACGAAGGAUUGUUAAGAGCACCAAUACCGUCUCUUGGGGAGGCGACUGGCAUGAUGCAUGGGAAUCCAUGCGGUAUAUUCUUCGAAAUGCCGGGAACAACCCCAAGAAGCAGCGCAUUUGCUACAACCUCAUGCACCGCAUCAAGAUUGACAAGGGCAAGUGUGAGCAGGCAUGA
Symbiodinium sp. CCMP2592 is the source of this 654-nucleotide messenger RNA. NCBI's taxonomy places the organism in Eukaryota, Dinophyceae, Suessiales, Symbiodiniaceae. The record is from the annotation of a GenBank genome assembly.